CCGUUAGAUUGGUUCCAACAAUUGAAGCUCAUAAAUUCAUCUGAAAAGAAAGAAUCCAAGACAAAAUUUAUAAGUAAAUAUGGAUAGAUUAUCAGAAGAUCUGUGCCUUAAGAUUUUCCGUUUUUUGGAUCAUCAGAGCCUUGCCACUGCUCAUCAAGUUUGCAGAAAGUGGAAGGUCUUAGCCUCAGACAACAAUCUGUGGCAUAACCUAUUCAAGGAAAGAUGGGGAGCAGAUGGGGCUGCAUUUUUCGCCCCUACUGAUUCAAGAUCUUGGAAAGAUGUGUAUGAGGUGCAAGAUAGAUGUGAUCGAGUUGGAUUGGGCCUGAAAAUAAUCAGAGAAGGCAGUGACUACUAUCUCGUUCACCAAGGUGAAAUCCAACGCUACUUGGGUUCAAGAAGUCAAAGAGAAGGCGAAGAUUGUACAUUCAAUCCGGAAGGAGAAAUUGCGAUGAACGGUUCAGUAGAAGAGGAAUCCAGGGAAGGCAUUCUGAACCGAAUCCUUUUCUUCGUUGGGGACUUGGAAAUUGCUUUAACAGACACUAAACGCUGCCGACUGGUAUGAUGGAAACUGGUGAAACUGGAUAAUAUUAUCAGUAUGCAUUUGUAUAUUUUUUUCCCAUUAUGCAUAUCAUUGUUUUAAAUUGUAUUGUAAACAUGUUAACUUGAUGCUCUUCAACUUGCUGGCGCCAUAACUUCGCCAAGCUUUUACCUGCAUCUGAACCCAGAAGUUGGGAUGGUAACACAUUAAAUAAAUCUGUAAUUUUGUUCCAAUUCUCCUUUUCAAUUGUGGAAGGAGGGGGUCUUUGUCUCCAUUAUUAAAGUCUUUGAAGUUUUGGAUCAGUGGGAUUUUAUGCAUAAAAUUUAGCCCCUUUUUCUAGUGA
Mangifera indica (mango) is the source of this 881-nucleotide messenger RNA. RefSeq lists its product as uncharacterized. Gene Ontology annotation, biological process: SCF-dependent proteasomal ubiquitin-dependent protein catabolic process. The coding region runs from base 80 to 562 and encodes 160 amino acids. Gene Ontology annotation, cellular component: SCF ubiquitin ligase complex. Gene Ontology annotation, molecular function: protein binding. The transcript is spliced from 3 exons. Lineage: Eukaryota; Viridiplantae; Streptophyta; Magnoliopsida; Sapindales; Anacardiaceae. The record is from RefSeq and is a predicted model, not a curated record.